GUGGCAAGAUGCUGCGACCGGGCCAAACCUGCAGACCAGUUUGACAGCGUGGAGCCGAGCACUUUCUGUGAAGUAGCAUUAAACGAGUUGACGCGUCCUUAAAUUGAAUUACUAGAAUAUUUGAAAGACUGCAGCUCUUGUACCUCCAAUGUAAGUCUUGCUAUUGUUAUGUAGUGUGAUCUUUCGUGUACGCAAGAUUGUGUUUAUCCAAUGCUAACUAGCAACGCGACAGCAACAAUCAGGAAGUUAAACCCACGAUGGAGCCUGUAAUUCAACGCGUUCGGCACAAAGUCUUCUGGACGCUCUACAGAACAGGACGAAGGAGCCACUCGAGCUAUGCUGAGCCUGCUGUUACAGCUGCCUCCACUUGCACCAAGAAAAUGAAAGCCCCACUCCUGGUCUCUCGUCUCUAUCAGCCAUCCAACUUGCGUGACUUGGGCCCUGACAACCGAAUUCAAGGAGAAUUUACAUGCAAGAGCCAGAGGCUCAUGCAGCGGGCAGGACUCAUUCAUCCUUCAAAUCCAGGAUGCUACUACUACCUUCCUGCUACUGUGCGCUCCAUGGAGAAACUGGUGAGAGUGAUUGACCAGGAGAUGCAGCAGAUCGGUGGACAGAAGCUGGACAUGCCCAGUUUGUGUACCGCUGACCUUUGGAGAACCAGUGAGCGUUGGGACUUGAUGGGAAAGGAGCUGUUUCGUCUGCAAGAUCGUCAUGGUGUCAGCUACUGUUUAGGACCCACUCACGAGGAGGCCGUAACCACUCUGGUGGCUCACCAGACCACCCUGUCUUACAAACAGCUGCCUCUAUUGCUCUACCAGAUCACCCGCAAAUUUCGUGAUGAGCCAAAGCCAAGGUUUGGUCUGCUUCGAGGAAGGGAGUUUUACAUGAAGGACAUGUACUCCUUUGAUGUCAGUGAGGAAGCCGCCUACGAAACCUAUGAAUCUGUGUGUCACGCAUACACUCGGAUCUUCGCACGACUAGGCCUGCGUUGCGUGCAAGUGCAGGCCGAUACAGGGAACAUAGGUGGAAAACUCUCGCAUGAGUUCCAGCUGCCCGCAGACAUUGGUGAGGACAGACUUCUGCUUUGCGGGAGCUGCUCUUUUUCUGCCAAUGUAGAGACAAUGGUGUCUGACAAAACUGACUGUCCACAGUGUAAAACUGGUACUCUUACCGAGUCCAAAGGCAUUGAGGUCGGCCACACUUUUUACCUAGGCAAAAAGUAUUCAGAGAUUUUUAACGCCACAAUCAGUAAUGCCCAAAACAAGCCGAGUAUUGCGGAAAUGGGCUGCUAUGGCCUUGGCGUCACACGUAUUCUCGCCGCGGCUAUCGAAGUGAUGUCAACAGAUGAAAAUAUCCGCUGGCCAGGUCUUCUUGCCCCUUAUCAAAUUUGUGUUUUACCUCCCAAGAAGGGCAGCAAGGAGGCUGAUGCGACAGAUGUGGCUGAAGAGCUUGUCCAUGCAAUAGGACAGAGUUUGCCUCAUCUGAGAGGUGAGGUUGUUCUUGAUGACCGCACGCAGAUGACCAUCGGCAAAAGGUUGAAGGAUUCUAGCCGAUUGGGCUACCCCUAUGUUGUUGUGGUUGGACAGGGGGCACUAGAGAAGACACCCAGGUUUGAGGUGAUCUGUCAUCAGACUGAUGAGAAAAUGUUUUUAAGUAGAGAUGAGUUAUUCUCUCUUUUGGGAAAAGUAGAGAUUAUAUGAUUGAAAUUUGGGUUGAGUUCUCGAUUAGGUUAAAUUCCUGCAUUAAAGUGGCUGAAUUUUAUGGAUAUAGGACAUCCAGGGAGUUGGACCAAGGACUCGCAGAAGACCUGGACCAUGUGCUACAAAGAGUGUCAUAAUUUGUAAAACCAAAGAAGAUCCUUUAUCUCUACUGCCUCACAAGAGUACUGAAGCGUAUCCGAGCUGACUGAAGUGUAAACAAGAGAGUGAAACAACCUGCCACACUCGCAGUCAUAUCAAAUACAAUUUAGAGCGUUUGACUGACUUACCAUGCAUGUUUUUGAGGAAUGCUAAGAUACCAGAGUAUCCAGAGAAAAUCCACGUACAUGCAUACUUCAUACAGAAAGGCCGAAACAUGAGAUGAAACACUUAAUCUCAGAGCUGUGAGACAGACAUGCUCCCUAGCCAUCAACCGUGCCUCUCCAAAGAGGAACCACAUCUGAAUUUGCCUGACUGCAUAACUGAACUAUAAUCUCACAUGGUUUAUAUAGGGUGAAAUAUUAUGGAUGUUUUAUUCUCGAUGAAAAAACGGAUUCACUUUUAAUUUUUUUAUUUAAAACUUUUUCAGUGCUGUUGACAUUGAUGGACAUCUAUUCAUGUAUCUUUUCAUUCUGCUGUGAAUUGAAAUUAGUUUGUCACUUGUUUUGCCCUCCCACUUCAAAUGGAUUGGACGUCUAGCACAGUCAAUGGCAGCCAGUGAUUUAACUGCGAGGCCAUACUAAGAAAUCAUGUGUACACAUUUGACUGUUUUAUAAAUUACUCAAAUUAUGAAACAAUCGGGUACUUGUCAAGCAAACUUGAGUCCGAUGCCAGUGCCAGAUUUGGGGACAGUGGUAGGCUACAAAGUCUGCUGUUUGUACAGUGGUGUGAAAAAGCUUGGGCACCCCUGACAAUUUCUAUUUCAUUUAUUAAUCAUUAGGUGGCAUUAGGGUUAGUGGACUAACAGAAGAUGCGCAAUGUGCAUCAAAACAAAAUGACACGGUGCAAAAAUAUGGGCACCCCAAGAGAGAAGGUAACAUUCAGUAGAUCUUCCUUUUGUGAAAAUAACAGCUUCUAGAUGGCUUCAUAGCUUAAACUCCUAUGCCAAUUUUGGUUUCCAAUCAACCAGUGCUAAGAAGUUUUAAAAUCAACCACAUGUCAAGGGUGUCCAAACAUUUUUCAUUUGCGUAAUUUUGUUUUGAUACAUAUUGCAUAUAUUGUUAUUCUAAUAAACCUAAUUUCACUUUUGAAAUAUUACUCUGUCCAUCUGUUUUUUGACACAUCAGAAUGAAGUUGCUGAAUUAUUUAGAAAUAAUGGACAUUUUACAAGCAGUCCAAAAUGUUUAUAACACUGUAUGCAAGGGCUUAGGUUUGCAUAGGGACGGUGGGGACAUACUGUAACACUACCAACUUUUCUGGAUGCUCAAAUUGUCCGCACCAACUUUUAAGCAACCU
Corythoichthys intestinalis (scribbled pipefish) is the source of this 3152-nucleotide messenger RNA. RefSeq names its product prolyl-tRNA synthetase 2, mitochondrial (gene pars2). Gene Ontology annotation, cellular component: cytoplasm; mitochondrion. The record is from RefSeq and is a predicted model, not a curated record. Gene Ontology annotation, molecular function: proline-tRNA ligase activity; ATP binding. Lineage: Eukaryota; Metazoa; Chordata; Actinopteri; Syngnathiformes; Syngnathidae. Gene Ontology annotation, biological process: prolyl-tRNA aminoacylation. The coding region runs from base 258 to 1700 and encodes 480 amino acids. The transcript has 4 exons.